AUGUCUGAGGAACAACAGGACAGUAUAGUCGGUAUCGAAACACCAACAGAAAUCGCAACCAACGACACCGAGUAUAUUGGAGACAAGACUCAGCCAACCGAAGAAAUUCUGAAUGCUCUGAAUGCUCUCAACCAGACAACCGCUCAAAACGGACACGAACAAUCUCCAGCCCAACAAAGCAAUGUCAAGCAAGAUACUCCGAGUCAAGAAACUCCGUCUGAAUGGCAUGUUCUGCGCGAGAAGCUGCGUGAGCAACUUCAUGAUCCAGACAGCUGGAAUAAACUCGUCGACUUCGCCGAGGCGCGCGGUGAAAUUGAACAAAUAAAACAGACCUAUGAAGCUCUGCUUGAAGUCUAUCCCAACACGGUAUGCACCUUCCAGCCUCGCACUCGACAGUCCUUAACAUGUAUCACAAAUACCAAGUCGUCUGCUCAAAUUGCCUACCUCAACCAUUUCCUGAGCCCCGGUCUCUUUCCGUACGCCGAAGAACUCUUCAGAAGAUUCCUGAGAUCCUCUCCUCUAGUUGACCUCUGGAAGUUCUAUCUUACCUACGUCAGACGGGUCAAUACAUCACCGGCCAGUCGCGAAGCUGUUAGCAAAGCAUACGAGUUUGCCUUGAGCCGUAUAGGCCAAGACAAAGAUAGCGGGGAUAUUUGGAGUGAUUAUAUCCAGUUCCUUAAGGCCGGAGAGACAACCACAACAUGGGAGGAACAGCAAAAGAUGGAUGCACUGCGCAAGGUCUACCAUCGCGCCGUUCAAAUCCCUCUCGAAAAUGUCGAGAGGCUCUGGUCAGAACUGGAGACUUUCGAAAACAGCCUCAACAAGAUAACGGCCAAGAAGUUCAUGUCAGAUCUAUCCCCAUCAUACAUGCAAGCUCGUACAGUGCUUCGUCAGCUCCAACGGCACCUAGGACCGUUGUUUCCUCCGCCACCAGCUUCUUCGUCGACACGACCACAUCUAUAUCUCCCUCCUACUCCUACGUUUAAUGCGGCUGAAAGGGCGCUUGUCGGGGCUUGGAAAACUUACUUGAAGUGGGAAGAGAGCAACCCGCUCGAGUUUGAGGAUAAGGAUAAAACAACCCUUAUUUCACGUAUACAGGGUGUGUAUCGCAAAGCUGCUAUACGAAUGAGGUUUUAUGCGGAAAUAUGGUAUAUGUCGUUCGUGUGGACAAACAGCAUGGGUAAGCCGGAAGAGGCGCUGAAUAUCCUCAAGUCUGGCAUGGAGGCCAAUUCUACCAGCUUCCUCCUUCACUUUGCAUACUGUGAGCUGCAAGAGUCCCGCAAGGAACACGCUGAGGUCACCGCGACGUUCGACAAGUUCCUUGACGUCUUGCGUGCUGAGUUGGAUGAGCUCGAGAAUCGUGUUAAUUCCAUCAACGCGUCUUUUACGUCUGAUGGCUCCGGUCGUACCGUGCCUACGAGUGCUCCAACUGGGAAUGGUUCAGGGUCGUUAGAAGCGGGAACGAUCUCCAAUACUUCUUCCUUUGCCACUCAGGCUUCCGAUGAGAAACCUCCAAAAGUCAAAGAGCUCUCCGACCGAAGACAAGAAUAUGGUGUUGUUUGGAUCAUGUACAUUCGGUUUGCACGACGUGCUCUCGACCUCAAGGCUUUCCGUUCAGUUUUUGCGAAAGCUAGGCGUGACCGAUGGACGCCAUGGGAGGUCUAUGAAGCUGCUGCUCUAAUGGAAUACCACUGCAACAAAGAUGGUGGUACUGGCGUGGCAUCGCGUAUUUUUGAGAAAGGUUUGGAGACUUAUGGUGACGAGAUUGAGUUUGUUCUGAGAUAUCUUGGAUUUUUGAUAUCCGUGAAUGACGAGAACAACGCUCGAGCUCUUUUUGAACGGGUUAUCACAGCUUUUCCGCCUGAACGCGCUCGUCCUCUGUGGGAAAGGUGGGCUCGUUAUGAGUACCAGUAUGGUGAUCUUGAGGCAGCACAGAAACUUGAAAAGAGAAUAGCUGAAGUUUAUCCCUCGGAUCCGCCCAUCAAACGGUUUGCUCAACGACAUACAUAUCUGGGAACUGAUGCCAUUGCAGCACGGGAUCUUGGGUUUGCCAUGGCAGCUCGUCAGCCUGCCGCGUUGGGUUCAGCUAGCACCUCGAAUUCUAUUGAAAAGCGAACGGACUCUUUGUUCUCCUUGACUUCAGCUUCGCAUAUGCCGGCCGGCCAGCCGCCCACAAAGAGAGCCUCAUCUCCGGACUACAAGAGACGUGAGGGAUCUGCUAGACCUGACUUUGGCCCCCCCAGCAAGCGGCCGAGGCCAUCAUCUCCGCCUCGCGACCGUGACCGAGAGAGGUGGGAGGGUCCCCCUAGAAGGCGAUUUGGAAGUCCCGCAGGCUGGGAAAGAGAGCGAGACAGAGAACUGCAGCAUGUUAAGAAAGAUCGCGAAGAUGACAAGCCGUCUACUUUGCCCACAGUUAUUUCAUGGUUUAUUGGACAGCUACCUAGCCCAGCUUCCUUUGAUGGCCCCGUGUUCCGAACUGAUGAUCUGAUGAUGUUGUUACGCAAUGCUGUGAUUCCUAGUGCUACCAGGCGUGCUACCCCACCGCCUACGCCGCUCCCGCCGGCGCCUCCUGUUGCCCGUACUGGUGGUGGUCGUCCACCUCCGGAUUAUGGACCAUACCAAGGACCUGGAGGAGGGACUCGCGGUGGUCGCCGUUAUUAG
Suillus subaureus is the source of this 2661-nucleotide messenger RNA. RefSeq lists its product as uncharacterized. Gene Ontology annotation, cellular component: nucleus. The record is from RefSeq and is a predicted model, not a curated record. Gene Ontology annotation, molecular function: protein binding; mRNA binding. Gene Ontology annotation, biological process: mRNA 3'-end processing. NCBI's taxonomy places the organism in Eukaryota, Fungi, Basidiomycota, Agaricomycetes, Boletales, Suillaceae. The transcript is spliced from 10 exons. The coding region runs from base 1 to 2661 and encodes 886 amino acids.